Penicillium chermesinum is the source of this 246-nucleotide messenger RNA. RefSeq lists its product as uncharacterized. Lineage: Eukaryota; Fungi; Ascomycota; Eurotiomycetes; Eurotiales; Aspergillaceae. The record is from RefSeq and is a predicted model, not a curated record. The transcript has 2 exons. The coding region runs from base 1 to 246 and encodes 81 amino acids.
AUGGAUUCGCAGUCGGCCACUCUUACAGACUAUAAUGAGACCCUGCGCAAGGUCGGUGGUACUAUCUCUAACAGUCUACAAAAUGCCCUCAGCACCUUUGGGGCCGCCUCCGCACAAUACCAAGUAGUGAUGGAGAUUCUGAAGGACUGCUUGAAGGAGAUCGAAGAGAAGAAGGCGAGCAGUCAAAAUCAGGAACUCGUCGACAGUGACAUGCUGGCUACUGCAAUGGGCUUUUUAACGAUAUAG